AAGGAUCCUCUAUUCCAGCAGUUUCUGAUCGCUGUGUCAUUAGAGGGGCUGGAGAACAAAUACAACCUGGAGCUCAGCCGAGGUGUGUGUGUGUGCGCCUGUAUCUUUAGUGUGUGUAAGCUUGAAUAUGGAUCUAUUUAAUUUUUUCAUGUCUGUGUCUUGGUGUGUGUGUGAGCAUUAAUCAGACACGUGUUCUGUGCCAGAUGAGGUAAUAUCCCUCAGUUUUUCUCCUUACUUCAUGUGUAUUUCUCUCCUUCCCUCCCAGACUGGAAGGUUCUGAAGAACAGGAAGUUUCUGGGCUCUGUGAACGAACAGAAUAUUCGCACCAAGAGCAAACCUGUGAUUCAGGAAAUAGACCCCAAGUAUGUUUUCGCUUGCUCUUUCUUUCUCCCGCUCUCAUUCUUUCUUGCGCGCGCUCUUUCUUUCUUGCACUCUCAUUCACACACACACACACACACACACACACACACACACACACACACACACACACACACACACACACACACACACACACACACGUCACUCAAAACUCACUUCUGUUAUCAAUACUUCACCACUAGAGGGUGGUGUAGAGUUAGCUACAGUCUGUAUGUGGAAGAGUUCAAUCUCCUCUCUCUCCCUCCCUCCCCCUUCAAUCACUCUUUCUCUCUCAAUCUCACUUUCCACAGGGAUACUCACACACCCCCAGAACCAGCCAAACGGUAGGUCUGUCUGAGUUGUCCACUGUGGAUUUGAUUGUCACAUACCAAACUGGAACAUAUUUAUUUUCUCCUUCUUUCUCACUCUUGCUCUAACCCACCUCUCUCUCCCUCUCCUCUCCUCUCGUCUCAUCUCCUCUCCUCUCUCCAUCCAUCUCCAGGCCAGAGUUCUGUCUGCUGGUGGAGCCCCCUGUAGGUAAUCCAGAGUUUCUGAUAGCAGAGAUUCAGCUGCCUGGAGUGGUGAGACACAAGCCCAGUCCUAAACACAUCCCUCUCCAGCCUAUACUCUGUGUUUAACCUCUUCCCCUUCCCCUAUAGCAGGGGUGUCAAAGUCAUUUUGCCCCAGGGGCCGCAUUCGGAGGGCUGCACAGAAAAUCGGUUAUAUUUCCUCACCUUCAAAAUGUGCAAAGAAUAGUCCUCUAUCCAUUGUUUUUGGAAUUUACGAUGCUCCCUGACUAUCUAGUGAUUAUUAGCGAGCUGGACAGUCAAGAAACUGUAUGAAUGUAGGUCCAUUAUCAUUUCUACACAGUUUCGAUUUGGUUUUAGUCAUUUUAAAGUAUAUUGAGUUUGUUUUUUAUUUAACUCAAACCACCCGGGGGCCGGAUUACACCCCCUCGCAAGCCAUAUCAUAUCAUUAGCAUUUAUACAGUUUCGACACCCCUGCCCUGUAGACUAUGUCCUAAACGCAUCCUUCACCACCUAUACUCAAACCGUUUCCUCACCCUGUAUCUAUAUACUUUAUUCUUAAUUCCAUAUACUCAAUGUGUUAAACUGUUUCCUCACUCCCUCCCUAUACUCUAUGCCAGUGUUCUUCUUAGCUGGUCCUGGGGACCCACAGGAUGUGCUGGGGUUUGUUCCAGCCCAGCACCAACACAGCUUUUUCAAAUAAUUAUCCAAUCAACAUACAGUGCCUUUGGAAAGUAUUCAGACCCCUUGACUUUUUCCACAUAAAAUGGAUUAAAAAUAUAUAUACCCUCAGCAAUCUACACACAAUACCCCAUAAUGACAAAGUGAAAAACAGGUUUUUAGAAAUUUUUGCAAAUGUAUUCAGACCCUUUGCUUUGAGACUCGAAAUUGAGCUCAGGUGCAUCCUGUUUCCAUUGAUCAUCCUUGAGAUGUUUCUACAACUUGAAUAGAGUCCACCUGUGGUAAAUUUAAUUGAUUGGACAUAAUUUUAAUUGAUUGGACAUAAUUUGGAAAGGCACAAACCUGUCUAUAUAAGGUCCCACAUUUGACAGUGCAUGUCAGAGCAAAUACCAAGCCAUGAGGUCGAAGGAAUUGUCCAUAGAGCUCCGAGACAGGAUUGUGUCGAGGCACAGAUGUGGGGAAGGCUACUAAAACAUUUCUGCAGCAUUGAAGGUCCCCAAGAACACAGUGGCCUCCAUCAUUCUUAAAUGGAAGACGUUUCGAACAACCAAGACUCUUCCUAGAGCUGGCCGCCCAGCCAAACUGAGCAAUCGGGGGAGAAGGGCCUUGGUCAGGGAGGUGACCAAGAACCUGAUGGUCACUCUGACAGAGUACUUCUGUGGAGAUUGGAGAACCUUCCAGAAGGACAACCAUCUCUGCAGCACUCCACCAGAUGGACGCCACUGAAUACCAAGCGUCACGUCUGGAGGAAACCUGGCACCAUCCCUACGUUGAAGCAUGGUGGUGGCAGCAUCAUGCUGUGGGGAUGUUUUUCAGCAGCAGGGACUGGGAGACUAGUCAGGAUCGAGGCAAAGAUGAACGGAGCAAAGUACAGAGAGAUCCUUGAUGAAAACCUGCUCCAGAGCGCUCAGGACCUCAGACUGUGGCGAAGGUUCACCUUCCAACAGGACAACGACCCUAAGCACACAGCCAAGACAACGCAGGAGUGGCUUCGGGACAAGUCUCUGACUAUCCUUGAGUGGCCCAGCCAGAGCCCGGACUUGAACCCGAUUUGAACAUCUCUGGAGAGACCUGAAAAUAGCUGUGCAGCGACGCUCCCAAUCCAACCCGACAGAGCUUGAGCGGAUCUGCAGAGAAGAUUGGGAGAAACGCCCCAAAUACAGGUGUGCCAAGUUUAUAGCUUCAUACCCAAGAAGACUCGAGGCUGUAAUCGCUGUCAAAGGUGCUUCAACAAAGUACUGAGUAAAGGGUCUGAAUACUUAUGUAAAUGUGAUAUUUCCGUUUUUUAUGUGUAAUAAAUUAGCAAAAAUGUCUAAAAACCUAUUUUUGCUUUGUCAUUAUGGGUUAUUGUGUGUAGAUUGAUGAGGGGGAAAAAACAAUUUAAUAAAUUUUAGAAUAAGGCUGUAACCUUAACAAAAUGUGGAAAAAGGGAUUGCAGUGAUUGCAGCUGUAAGUCUUUCUGGGUAAGUCUCUAAGAGCUUUCCACUCCUGGAUUGUGCAGCAUUUUCCUAUUAUUCUUUUCAGAAUGUUUCAAGUUCUGUCAAAUUGGUUGUUGAUCAUUGCUAGACAACCAUUUUUAGGUCUUGCUAUAGAUUUUCAAGUAGAUUUAAGUCAAAACUGUAACACGGCCUCUCAGGAACAUUCACUGUCUUGGUAAGCAACUCCAGUGUAGAUUUGGCCUUGUGUUUUAGGUUAUUGUCCUGCUGAAAGGUGAAUUCAUUGCCCAGUGUCUGGUGGAAAGCAGACUGAACCAGGUUUUCCUCUAGGAUUUAGCCUGUGCUUAGCUCCAUUUAGUUUCUUUUUUUAUCCUGAAAAACGUCCCUUGUCCUUAACGAUUACAAGCAUACCCAUAACAUGAUGCAGUGGUACACAGUAAUGUGUUGUAUUGGAUUUGCCCCAAACAUAAUACUUUGUAUUCAGGACGAAAAGUGAAUUGCUUUGCAAGAUUUUUUGCAGUUUUACUUUAGUGCCUUGUUGCAAACAGGAUGCAUGUUUUGGAAUAUUUGUAUUCUGUACAGGCUUCCUUCUUUUCACUCUGUCAAUUAGGUUAGUAUUGUGGAGUAACUACAAUGUUGUUGAUCCAUCCUCAGUUUUCUCCUAUCAUAGCCAUUAAACUCUUUGCGAGGCAUUGGAAAACCUCCCUGGUCUUUGAGGUUGAAUCUGUGUUUGAAAUUCACUGCUCGACUGGAGGGACCUUACAGAUAACUGUAUGUGUAUGGAAAAUGUAUGCACUCACUAACUGUAAGUUGCUCUGGAUAAGAGCGUCUGCUAAAUGACUAAAAUGUAACGUAAAUGUCAAAAUAUUUUCCGAAGGCACUGUAAGUGGCAGUGACUAAUAGCGCCCAGAGUUUUUUUCUGGUCAAGUCAAGCGCAGUCAGGGAAAACUUGGGGUGCUUGUUAUGACAUUAAUACGUAAGCCAGCAACCUUCUCUUGUCCUCACUCCCUCCCUCCCCCUCUUUCCAGGCCUCCUCUCUCUCCCUCGUUCUGGACCUUGGGGAGGACAGGCUGGUUCUGAAUGCCCGGCCCUCCCUCUUUCAUCUAGACUGUUUCAUUCCCUUCUUCAUUGACCAGGAGGGCAGCGUAGCACAGUACAACACCAACACACAG
Coregonus sp. 'balchen' is the source of this 4173-nucleotide messenger RNA. Lineage: Eukaryota; Metazoa; Chordata; Actinopteri; Salmoniformes; Salmonidae. The record is from the annotation of a GenBank genome assembly.